AUGCGGCUGCACCUGGCUACGCGGUCUCCUGGCAACGGGAAAGCAAAACACUGGAGCAGGUGGUCGCCCAGCAGCACCAUGGCGGACAAGAAUUGGCUGUUAGGGCCGGGCCCUCUGGAACCGAUGUCCCUGGGCAUGAACUCCAAGCCGUGUUACAAAGAUAAGUUGACUUCCAAGUGUCUCACAAAGCAAAAGAACAGGGUUCAGAAGUGCCCCACCUUUCUGGACAGCAGGCAGUGGAUUUUUGUGAGAGGGCUGGAUGACUUCAGGUGGGGCUGCCCACCUUGUGAUGAUUUGUUCACUCGCAGAACCAAGGAGGGCUUUCUCCCCUUGAUUGCUCACAGAGUGCCCCAACCUGCCCCCAAAAUGAGUCAGAAAAAGGUGCACAAGGGAGCUGACCUGUGUUCCAUGCUCCCGCCAGCCCAACUGGCACGGAAGGCAUUCAGAGAGGACGUUGAUUCCCACCUGACCAAGCAUCCCUUGGCUCUCUACCCUAGUCUGGAGAAAGAUCUACCUGCAGACCUAUUGCUAAAGGUGCUGGAAGUGCUCGAUCCUGACAGGAAGCUGGAGGACACAUGGGCUUAUUGUCAGAGCACCAGGCGAAGAAUGAAGUCUCCCACAAAGCUUUUUGAAAAUCAUCCUGCCAGAGUCCACCCGGAACCUUCCAAGAACACCCCCGUGUCACAUAAAGACAAGGUGCUUCAUGAAGAAAGGAAGGCAAGCAGAAAGGAUUCAGUCAAAAGUCCUCCUCCUCAUACAAAAGUACCCAGAAGAAUUCAUGAAUUCUGCAAGUGGGCUGCUUCUUUUGCAGCUGUGGACACCGAUGAAAAGUUCGUUAUGAAACAGUUGGACAUGAGCUAUCAGCACAAACUGACCCAUGAGCAUGCCUCCAUAAAUAAACUAACCCGGGUUUCUUCAGACCUGAUACACAGCUUGGGGGUAAAUAAAAUGGAGAAGACAAAACUCUCCUUACAGGAAGAAAACUGGGAGAGGAAACUCAGGAAACCACAUGAUCCUUACAAACGCAACUGGGUGAAGAUAAGGUCUGGAGCAUGGUAUCUGAAGCCCAAGCUGUGGAAAAAGCUAAAAUAUGAUGAACCUUUGAUGGACCCCAAGGUCUCACUUGAAGAUCAGUAUGAAAAAGACAUUCUUGAAGACCUUAAGGGAACAAUUGCCUUUAAAGGUUUCAUUCUAAGCAAGAGCUACAAGAUGCUCAACUUACUUGUGAGGUUUAUCAGGAAGGGAUGGAGAUGCGAUUCUGUUAAGACUCCUGUACAUGAACUAAUAAAAAUCACAGAAGAAGAGCCGUGGGAAGAUGAUUAA
Messenger RNA from Manis pentadactyla (Chinese pangolin), 1323 nucleotides. RefSeq names its product protein FAM47E-like. The coding region runs from base 1 to 1323 and encodes 440 amino acids. Lineage: Eukaryota; Metazoa; Chordata; Mammalia; Pholidota; Manidae. The record is from RefSeq and is a predicted model, not a curated record. The transcript has a single exon.